Eimeria mitis is the source of this 417-nucleotide messenger RNA. RefSeq lists its product as uncharacterized. Bases 1 to 417 code for a protein of 138 amino acids. Lineage: Eukaryota; Apicomplexa; Conoidasida; Eucoccidiorida; Eimeriidae. The transcript has a single exon. The record is from RefSeq and is a predicted model, not a curated record.
AUGGAUGAUUCAUCUGAGCGUCUUGCUGCUGCUCGUCGCUGCUGUGCUGCACUGCAGCAGAUAACAGCAGCAGAAGCAGCAGCAGCAGCAGCAGCAGCAGCAGGUGGUGCUGCUGCAGCAGAAGCAGGAGGAGGCGUUGGUUACAGCAGCGCAGCAGCAGCAGCAGCAGCAGCAGAAGCUGCUGCUCUGCUGCUGCCAGCUGUGCUGCAGCUGCUAGAUAGACUCGAUAUAGGAAACAGAGAAGGGGAGCCGCAUGCGCUGCAGCAGCAGCUGCUGCUGCUGCUGCGAGCUCUUGCUGCUCCUGCUGCAGCACCACUGGUCCUCACGCAGCAGCAGCUUGCUGCACUCACCCCGCAGCAGCAGCAGCAGAUCCUCGAUAACCAUGCUACGCUCCUACCAGUAAACCCUAAACCCUAA